Zasmidium cellare ATCC 36951 is the source of this 1803-nucleotide messenger RNA. RefSeq lists its product as uncharacterized. Gene Ontology annotation, molecular function: DNA-binding transcription factor activity, RNA polymerase II-specific; zinc ion binding. Lineage: Eukaryota; Fungi; Ascomycota; Dothideomycetes; Mycosphaerellales; Mycosphaerellaceae. Bases 1 to 1803 code for a protein of 600 amino acids. The record is from RefSeq and is a predicted model, not a curated record. The transcript is spliced from 2 exons. Gene Ontology annotation, biological process: regulation of DNA-templated transcription.
AUGUCCGCAGUCCGCCUCUCUUUCGGCUCCCGCGCCGGCGGAACGGGCGACUACCAGCAAAACACCACCAAUGGCUUCUUCUCUGGCGGCCCCUACGACUCACUGGAAGCCCUCGCGGACGCCCUUAAGAACGAGAUCAGAGGCAGUGCUGAGAGUACUGUGCCCGAAUGUACGACUGUCGAGCUCUCCUUGGCAUACACUGCGCUCAUCCCCCUCGUGCGACCGACGAUAGGCCCCUACGCGGACGGGCAGGCGAACGAUCUGCCGCAGGAGUUCAAGACGAAUAUGCAGGAUGUGGAUAAUGGGUCUGGGACGUCAAAAGCAGAGCCAGUGGCUACGGCCGGGUUGGUGAUCAAUAUCGCGGAUCCUGCACAGCGGGCGAUCGUGCAGCGCGCGGCUUCACGAGGGUUGAUCUCGACGAUCGAGGCGGCGGAUGGGUUUAAAUACUGCUUCAACAAUGCCUGGGCGGCGAAGGAUGAGGAAGGGUCGAGGUUCUCGUAUAUCUGCCAGGAUAGCAUGCAGAACAAGGAUCGGCAUGCGAAUGGCUUCACGAGGACGUUGAAGCAUUUGAAGGGGGAAGGGGAGAGGGGCCCGAGGAAACCGACGUAUGAUUGCAAGGGGAGUGUGAGUGUCAAGUUUAGCAGUGGACGGCAGAGUGUGGAUGUAUACUAUCGGCAUUAUGCGAUCCAUGCGACGGUUGCGGAGAGAAAGGCUGCACCGAGACCGCCGCCGAAACCUAGAACUCCUGGUGAGCAGAACAGCAGGCCGAAGGAGACGGGUGGGUUGUUGGCGACGUUGCAGGCGGAGAAUGUGGCGAGCUCUGCGUUGGCGGCGAUGGAGCCCGCGCAGCCGUCGAAUAUUGGGAGGCCGUUGAAGAGGAAGAGGGAUUCUGGAGGGCCACCGAUUGUGCAGAGUAAGGAUUGGAAUCAGGGGAUGUCGCUGAUGGACCUUCUUCGACAAAGUGAUACGGCGAAUGCACCACAGCCUCCCCCUGAAGCUGCUAAACCAGCACGGCAGCCUGCGAAAGCUCCUGUAGCGUACGAACUCCCCUCCUGGCAAUCACCGCCGCCGCCAUUGAAUCACCCAGGCCCGACUUCAGGAUAUCCGGCCCCGUAUCCACCGCCUCAGUCUAGGAAUAAGCCCACUUCUACGCCGACUCCGCAACAGCGGAAGUCUUCUGCUCAGCGUCCUCAGGCGCAAGGACUCUUCACGACGAUGAAGCCUGCAACGUGGACCAAUAAGUCCGCCGAGCAAGUUUCGUACGGGCCUAUAUCUACGCAGCCAUCGCCGGUUGUGUUCAAACCGCCGCAGACGACGACGUCGACGAGAUUUACGAAUCGAGACGCGCAUGUUCCCCGUGCGAUUAGGAGUUGUAACAAUUGCAGGUUGAGGAAGCUGAAGUGUGACGAAGGCCGACCCUGCAGCACCUGCAUAAAAUCCAACAAGACAGAUUGCGAUUACGUACCCAACCCCUCCGCAUCAACAUCAUCAUCGACGCCAGUCCCCACGCCAGCACAAUCCGCACAGCCAGCGCCACCAGCACAGCCCCGGGCACCACAGCCCCCACCAAAAGCCAUACAACCCGCAAGACCGGACUUCGCGGCGUCGUCCUCCUCGUGGGGCGAUCUAUCUCAGCAUUCGGGGCCGAUAAGCUGGCAGACGCAGAGUGAGAGUUUGGGCCCAUCGCAGCAGUGGCAGCCUCCUCAGUCUGGGGAUUUGGCGGCGGGGACUAUGGCUUAUGGGAAGAGUCAGAAUCAGGGGCAGAGGGAGGAGAGUCCGGAUCCGUGGUUUCCGAAGCGGUGA